AUGCAGACUGCUGAGAAGGUGGGAGAAGCCCCAUUCCGGGCUGGGCCCCGCACCACUCUCUGCGCUCGCGUGGGGGGUGGCUACAUCUACCGACCGAUGACGUCGGCUGAGCGGGCGCCGCGCUCGCAGAGUAGUCCUGCGUUGCAUCGCAUCUACGGGGAACGACGUUGUAAACAGCGUCGUGAGACAGAGAGGCGGGACUUCAGGCUCGAAGCGCCAGAGCUGAGCCUGGUCAACGAGGAGUGUCAGCAGCUACGAGUGCAGCUCCAAGACCGUCGACGCGAGGAGUCUCGCCUGUCUUCACGCUUGGACCAGUUGGAAAGCUCUGUGUACGACAGGAUGCACAGGCUCCAUGCUGUCCUGUGUCGAAGUCGGGAGGAGCACUCCGACGCUCAAUCCCGCAGUGAAAUCAGUGAAGAGCGGCUGGCUGCCCUACAACAGCAACUGGAACGAAUCAUGGCCGAGGGUCUGCGAAGUUCUGGGAGCGAUCCUGAGGCUUCUCGGUGCCAGUUCCGCCAUGUGCUGGGCCCUGAAAGACCCCGGGACAACUCCUCGACCGCAUGGCGUCAGAAUAUCGACGCUCUGAAAGAAUCGGAGCGAGCUAAUCGGCGUCAAAGCUCAAAUCUGCCAACGGUGCCAGUAGAAGGUCUCAGGCAGAUGGCAGAUUUGACGCUGGAGGAGACUCAGCUGGCUGAGGACUUACCAAAGACGGAUGCCUUGCCGCGGGAGGAUCGUCCCAUCAUUGACGGGCAGGCAGGCACCAGAAAGUCCCAAGUUGAGGCAACCUCUGAAAGCUUGGCGGAGGUGCGUCGCAUGGCGGAGUUCUGGAAGAUGAAAGCAGAGGCCGCCGAGAGAAGAGCGUGUGCAAUGGCUGAGGCCAUCAACGAGCUGGCGCUUGUGGCAGACGAACGCCAUGUUGAGGCACUGGAGAAGCAGUUGCUGUUGCAACAGCAACUGGCCAGUGCUGAGCAGCGCUGCGAGGCGUUUCUGGAAGUCUGGGAAUCGGUCCUCCAAAUGGCCGUCCCUGUGGAUGAGCAUAAUGGAUCGUCAUCUCCAGAGGACGGGAAGUCCGUCUUCAUUUUUCAGUGA
Cladocopium goreaui is the source of this 1089-nucleotide messenger RNA. The record is from the annotation of a GenBank genome assembly. Lineage: Eukaryota; Dinophyceae; Suessiales; Symbiodiniaceae.